Messenger RNA from Macaca mulatta (Rhesus monkey), 2453 nucleotides. The record is from RefSeq and is a predicted model, not a curated record. NCBI's taxonomy places the organism in Eukaryota, Metazoa, Chordata, Mammalia, Primates, Cercopithecidae.
AUGGAGCAAAUCAUGAAAGAUUCAACCCUUGAUCCCAGUCUCGUGUGGAAUUCAGCAUUAAGGCCACACCCCCUUUCUGCAUUCUACUGGGGCCCUGGUUAUGCCUCCUCUGGCUCAGUCCCACAGCUGCCUGGUAGGCGACUGGAGGUGUUGAUCAGUGCUCGCUGGGAUUUCGCUGACGUGGCCCCAACCCCACCUCCCUCCCCACCCCGUGAUGGCAGAAGAAACUUGACUGAACAAAUUGGCCACAGCAAAGGAAAAGGAGGAGUGGAAUGUAGUGAUGUCGCAGUCUGCCUAGGAACUGUCAUUACUGCAAGACCAGCCACUGAUCUUACAACACAGUCCCGUAAACAUUCUCGCUCCAUUUCUGGUUCCUCUGGUCACAGCACAAAUUUCCAACUGGAAGGGGAAUGGAGACUAUGGGACCUAGGAGCAAGAGGUUUCAGGCUGCCUUACUCCCUUCACAUAGACAUUGACAGUGGGAAAAGCCUGCACUUUCCCGUUAAAAAAUAUUGGCAGAGAAACAGCCCUGGAGUUCCAGCAGGAGCAAAGAGGAACAGGAAAACAAAUGGCAGUGGCCCUGAGACAGCCACUGCUGAUGGUUGCCACUCACCUGGAGAUUCAGCAACAGGUAUCCACGGGGAGGGCCCUACAUCAUCUGCUUCCCUGAAGGAUCUGGAGAGCCUGUGCCAAGAGCUAGCAGUAGUCCUGGACUCAAGGUCCGUAAAAAUCAGUCAACUGAAUAACAUCAUCAAAUCUCUGAAAGAACAGAAGAAACAAGUGCAACAUCAGCUGGAAGUAGAAAAGAAAGCAAACAAUGAGAACAAAGCCGAAAGGGAGCUAGAGGUUCAAAUCCAGAGAUUGAACACACAGAAAGGGAAACUAAAUACAGACCUAUAUCACAUGAAACGUUCUCCCAGAUACUUUGAAUAUGAGUCCAAGGAUCUGGCCAGCCGCCUGCAACAUUCAUUGCAGCGUAUAGCAGAGUUAGAGUGGGCUCUCUCUGCUGUCACUGCCACACAGGAGAAGAAGGAGAUCAGUACCUCGAGCCACAGUAAAGCUGUUAUUGAGUGGCAGUUAGAGUGGUCCAUAUGGGAGCAGGCACUGCUGAAUGCACACAUGACAUGGUUGAAGGAGUUGCUUAAACAAGUCCAGCUAGAGAGAGAUGAAUAUGCUCACCACAUAAAAGGAGAGAGGGCCUGGUGGCAGCAGAGGAUGAGGAAAAUGUCACAGGAGGUUCGCACAUUGAAGAAGGAGAAGAAGCAUGAUACACGUUGGGUAGAGAAGCUGGAGAGGAGCUUGUCCAAACAAAAACCAGAGGGAGGGCCUUAUUGCCUGCUUCCUUUCUCCGCUGAACCCCUGCCUCUGGAGCCUCCAGCAGUGCCCUCUGAGGUGGAGCUGCAGCAUCUGAGGAAGGAAGUUGAGAGAAUGGCAGGAGAACUCCAAGCCCAGGUGGAAAACAAUCAGCACAUGAGUGUCCUGAUCUGGGGGCAAAAGGAGAGGCUUCAGCAGCAGGAGGAGAGGCUUCAGCAGCUGGCCGAGCCACAGAGUGGCUUCGAGAAGCUGAACAAUGAGAACAAGAGCGCACUGCAGUUGGAGCAGCAGGUAAAGGAGCUGCAGGAGAAGCUGGGUGAGGAGCGCCUGGAAACCUCCAGCCAGCAGAACCAGCCCCUACAGGCCCAGCUGAGCCUCAUGGUUCUUCCUGGGGAAGGAGAUGGAGGAGGACAUCUGGACAGUGAGGAGGAGGAGGCACCUCAGCCCAUGCCGACCGUCCCGGAGGACCUGGAGAGCUGGGAGGCCAUGAGCGGCCUUAUGGACCUCCUGGAGAAGGUGGACCUGAGGGAGUGGGUGGAGAAACUACAGCUUCGAUUCAUCCAGAACUGGAAAGACAGAUGCCAUCAGAAAGUUCAUCACAUUAUAAUAGAGCCAGGGGGUAGUGCCAAAGAUGCAGCACCAGGAGGCCAUCAGGCUGGCCCAGGACAAGGAGGAGAUGAAUGUGAAGCUGCUGGAGCUGCAGGAGAUAAUGCUGUGGCUUGUGGUGACUACAACGAGGGGCAUGGCAAAUUUCCGGCCACUGCCCAGAACCCUGCUGAUGAGCCCAGUCCAGACCCAGCCCCGCAGGAGCUGGGAGCUGCCGACAAGCAUGGUGAUCUUUGUGAGGUGAGCCUCACCGACAGCGUGGAGCACCCAGGCUUGGGCAUCAACCCCUGUGUGCCAUUCUUUUGCCGGGCUUCGCUGCCAAGAAGAAGGAGAUUAACAUCACCAUCAUCAAAGAGCUGGUCAAGAAAUUUUAAAAAAGGAAACAAAGUUAUGGGGUUAAUCUCCUACCCAAUUCAUUUACUUCAUUUGAAUGUUAGAGCCACUCAUGAUUAUUUGUGUUUCUAAUUUACAAUUUAAGUUUAUUUGUAAAAAGUUAAAGGAGAGUGGGUCUCUGAGGCUUUCACUGAUGUUCA